This is a messenger RNA of Trachemys scripta elegans, 598 nucleotides long. RefSeq names its product HORMA domain-containing protein 1-like. The transcript has 7 exons. NCBI's taxonomy places the organism in Eukaryota, Metazoa, Chordata, Testudines, Emydidae. Bases 52 to 567 code for a protein of 171 amino acids. The record is from RefSeq and is a predicted model, not a curated record.
UGGGCUACCUUAUUUCCAAGAGAGAUAAAAACACAUCAGCAAUCUCUAGUUAUGGUGAAGAGAAUAAUGGCUGUUGCAGUAUCAGGUAUUACUUACUUACGUGGAAUUUUCCCUGAAGAUGCAUACAGCACCCAUUAUUUAGAAGAUCUCUGUGUUAAAGUUUUGCGAGAAGACAGCAUCUAUCCAAGAGUAUCCAAAAUUGUUAAAUGGAUGAAAGGAUGCUUUGAGGCAUUAGAAAAAAAAUAUCUGCAAAUGAUGAUUCUUGGAGUACAGAAGGACGCAGCUAACCCAAAUAACAUGAUAGAAUCUUAUCAAUUUAAGUUCAGAUAUACAUCGAAGGGACCACAAAUGGAUGUAUUCAGCAAUAAGAAAACUAAUUUAACAAAUGAUGCAACAGAAGACAUAAAGAGGACCUGUCUUCUUCUAAUUCAUAACCUCUAUUUUCUGAUGGAAAAUAUCAUUUCUCUUCCUAAUGAUGUCUCUCUCACUAUGAAGCUAUUUUAUUAUGCAGAUGGCAAGUAUUGGGAUUUAUUUGUAAAACUUUAUUUAAACAAACAAAAAAUCUGAAUAGAAUGGAACACAUACAUUUUACACAAAA